Messenger RNA from Leguminivora glycinivorella, 2380 nucleotides. RefSeq lists its product as uncharacterized. Lineage: Eukaryota; Metazoa; Arthropoda; Insecta; Lepidoptera; Tortricidae. The record is from RefSeq and is a predicted model, not a curated record. Bases 387 to 1445 code for a protein of 352 amino acids. The transcript is spliced from 5 exons.
UCGCAACCGCUCCGCCAAACUUAUACGUGUGAGCCGGCCUUAAAAGUGCGAUCGCAACGGGGUCUGACACCUUAGUUCCAUUACUAUGGUGUUGGCGCUGUUGUCGUGUCACUUAUUAGCGAAUCUGUGGUCUUACUGCUGUGAAAAGUGUCAAAGUAAAUUUUAAAACUUUUCUUCCGCUGUCGGUUUGUGAUGAUCGACUCGAGCACUGGUUAUCUUUGUUUCUCCUCCCGUCUUGGUUGAGUUGAGUUCCUCUAGAAGCCUUCUCCUCUGAUUUGCAUAACGAUAUAGUGUCUUCCUGUAGCGGCCGAGUUCUGACUACCGAAUAUGGCACCGGUAAGGUGUUGUGUUCUCGGUUGUGACUCUACCAGUGAAACACAUUUUGCAUGCCCAUGAAUGAUAAUUUGCGCAAUUUGUGGAUGUCGUUACUAGUACCAGUUAGUUCGUAUUUACUGGGACUUUCAAAGGGACAGUUAAUGACUAAACGUGUUUGUGAAAAACAUUUUGACAAAACACAAUUUAGCCAAGGGACCCGAAUUCGCUAUUCUUACCCUUGCCUUUUUACGGAAAAGGAAAUUCUACAUCGUGUGCCUCUCUCUUCCGAAGAGUACAAUGUUCUUAAAGAACAUAACUACUGUUUGAAUCAAGAAGAAGGGGAUGACACCACAGUACAAGAGCCAGUUACGCUAAUGGGCAUGUCAGGUCUUGUUCACCUGCAAGAACAUCUUUAUGCACUACCUUCGCCAAGUCAAACAGAUGUCAGAUCAAAGUCUAUGGACAAAGCGGAUGUCCUUCCAGAAGAACUUCAAAACCCAGUUCCUUCAACAUCAGCGCUGCCGACAGCUACUGAGAAUCAUGGCAUCAUAGACGAACGAAUGAAUAUGCCGAUGGAUACCAUGCAGACUACAGCUGAAGCUGUAACCUUUUUUGACGAACCGUUUGACUCUGUGAAUGGAUCACCAGGGCAAGGAAAAGGCAAACUUCGAUGCGCUGUCAAAGCAAAUUCAGAUCAUAUUGAAUUUUGGGAAAGAGCGUUACGCAUAUUACAAAAUAUAACGUUUAUAGACGAGAAUAGUAAGCUGGCUAAACGGUUUCUUCAACCAAGACAAGUGAGAGUUCCUUGCUUAGAAGGGUGGAUCACGACGUUGAAUAGUUUUCUGGGCCUAUCCAAAUUUCUAUUUACCGAACACAAAGUAGAGUACUUUUAUACCAAAUUCCUGAAUCAGGAUCCCCUGGAGAACUUCUUUGGUCGUAUAAGAGCUCUUAAUUAUAGAAAUGUUAAUCCAGACGCCAACACCUUUAUAUAUAGCUUUAAGUCUUUAGUUUUAAGCAAUAUUAUAGCUCCACAAUCAAAAGUAAUGAAUUGUGAAGACGAUGACGGCGAUACUAUUAUUAAGUUAUUAUUUUAUUUAUUUAUUUAUUAUACUCAGAAUUACAAAACAUAACUUAAAUACAAUGCUCCACAAAACUACAAUUAGUUUGACUGUGGAGAGUGUGGAGUCGUUUCAGUCUCUUUUAUACAGUUUUCUUAUUAAAUAUAGUUAAAUAUUCAAAUUAAUAUAUAUAACUUCUAAAUGUGUUAUGUACUUAGUUUGAAGUAGGCAGGAUCGCUUAUUAUAGAGUAUCCAAGAAAUGUUUUUUAAGAGCCUUUUAAAAGUACUUUUUUUGGAUUCCAGUACUAUAUCCCCGGGCAAAGAGUUCAAGAGAUAAGGUAUUCGUUUUUGAAGCGUUCUGUCGCCAUAAUAAUUUGACACUCUGGGUACUACAUAUUUGCCCGCGGAUAUCGUCCUGGUGUUGUGGCUAUGGUUGACUAGUUCAAGAUGGUCCUGUCUGCCAUGGUUUUUCAAGGCCAACAUAUAUUUAAGCUUAGAUGAUAUGGGUAGAAUUUUACAUAUUUUAAAUAAUUGUUUGUAGUCUUUAUUGCAACUGUUUUUAACUUUUUUACUGACUAGCAAUUUUAAAAAACAGGUUUGUAAAUUUUCUAGCUUAUCUAUAUUAGUUUUAAAAGUGAGGCCAUAGCAGUCAAGACCAUAGCUGAUAGUGAUAAUAGAGUCUAUUAGAGAAUUGUAUAUACAUUUUAGUGUGCGGAUAGGAACUUUAAAACUUAGAUUACUAAUUUAAAACGACUAAAAAACCGAAAAGCCCAGCUCAAAGCGAAACUAAAAAUGCGUCAAAAAAUGUAAUUACGCCGUCGUCGUCUUCACUUACAAGAGAAUCUGCAAACACGGAAAGAAUGAAAGUCCAAAUAUCUGCAUACACUGCAGGGUAUUUAUGCAGAAAACUAACAAAAAAGAUAAACGCUUGCUCCAAAUCGUAUACCACCAAAGAACACCAGGGUAUCCAUGAAUAUAUAGGGUCCUAAUUUAUUAGUUGCAGAUAU